AUCUGAUUUUUAGUUUACACGUGAUUCUACCUUCCAUCCCUUUUUGACAGUUUUUAAUUUAAUGGUCCUCUGUGUCAAUAAUUUGUUGCUGGCAUAAUUCUGUUAUGCAGUAAUAUUUUAAAUCUAUUGUUAAAAUCAAGCAAAUAAAAGAGGAGAAAGUUGAACUUUCACUAACGACUUUCUUCAUAUUAUUCAUAGAGAACCUGUUGCGUCAUUCAGUUCGGACUUUUUAUCGCACUUUUUAAAAGUAAUCAGGAUGCAACGACAGAAAAAGUUUUGAAAAUAUUAUUUCUUUUAUGGAAUUGUUUUUUAAGGAUUCAAAUGUGUUUUAUGAAACGAUACAACAAUUUAGUACAUGGUGAAUAAAUUGGAGAGGCUGUAAAGAGUCCUGUUCACUUCUGAAUAUUAGUUAAUAUUCCCAGCAACUUUAACAAAAUAAAAAUAAAUUCAGUUUAUGCAGGUUUAUGCAGCCAAGAACUUAAUUUUACUCUGCUAAUUAAAGUAAAAAUUGUAAAAGUGUGUGUCUGUGAUAGAUGAUCCUCUAUCUGAUGGUUAUCUGAAUAGAGCUUAAAUAGAGAUAACUUAUUCUCGUGAAAGCAUAUUUUGAUACAUAAGCUGCAUCGAUAUUUUUACAAGUCUUGGAAACAAUCUUAGUGAAAUUAAUUGAUAACCCAAUUUUGUAAAACAAUGUAAGUGUAUCACGUUCAUUCACAAAAUUUAAGUAAUGGCUAACAAGCCAUUACUUAAAUUCAAGCCAAGCUUUUAAAGCACGUAGUGAAUUAAAUAGUAUGCAUGUCGUGCAGCAAUUUUUGGUGGAGAAGAUAACUGGUCAACAUGAACUUGUAUCAAAGGGGAUAUGCCUUUUUCUCCCUUAUGAUCAUUAUGUCUGUCCUCCAAUAUGUACACUGCCAUCCCAAAAAGACAACUUCCGAAAAGACUGACCAACGAAACCUGCCCGUCUUGUAUCUGUCACAAAGCGAUGGGGACAAAUGCGUGGAAUUAAUUCCUGGAAAACCAACACAACCUUUUUCCGUUCGAUAUUCCAUUUUCAAGGAUUUCGAAUUAACCCUCAUAAGCGAUAAUCCUGUGGUAGUGAAAGCAAUUAGCAUCAACCCUGAGCAGUGCCUGCAAGCCCCACUGGACAUUCAAGAUUCGUCCUACUUUACAACAAAAAAGACUGCAAACGAUACGCAUUACUUCUAUCAAGAGAUACACGUGACAUUAGACCUUAACUCUGAUCACCUCUUCCUAGUGUGUCCAAGAGGAAAUGUUCGGACCACAAGGAUGGGCUACUUUGAAUAUUGUAUCCAUAUUUACUCUAAAUCAUGCCUGCAUAAGGACAUUAAUCGUUCUUCAAUGGUUUAUGAAUAUGAAAGCACAUCAGAAGAAGACGAGGUUGAUGAGAGAUGCAGCGGACAAAGAGAUCUAAAUGCCGUCGGAGAGGUAGUCGCAGAAUUCCUGGAUGACAAUGUAAUUAAAAACUUAACCCAGAAACUGGACGACUGUGUCGGAUUAAGAGACGCAAUUAAUGGUACUGGAAAGGAAAGAAAUGCAACGUUGCCAAUUCUAUACUACAAUUAUAGACAAGGCAUAGAGGAUUUUAUGUUUUACGCAAAUCAAGGAUAUACCAGAGUCAAUAGACUCCAGUAUGAAAAUACUGUUUCAAUCAUUUUGGAUGAAUCUGCAUUCAUCCUUAUGAAAAAGUGUGAUAACACUUCCACCACCCUUAACCAACCAUAUUGUUACAAAAAUUUUUCGCAACACUGGGGAAAGGAAACUUUCCCCUUGUCCAACAGUGGUGGAGGCUCGUUCGCUUUCACCAAUGGAGAAUACGGAUUUGUGGUGAGGCCGUAUUAUUUCAGGAAUGGAUCCUGGAAACCAGAAUUUGGUGAUGCAAAAAAAUCCGACAAUUCUGUUAGAGUCAUUGAAAACUCAAUACGACAGGAGGGAAACACUAUGACAUUUUGGUUAAAGCAUGACCCAUGGGUGUAUGGAUUGUAUUUCAACCCCAUAGCCAAAUGUAUAGGGGAACUUAAAGUCCAAGAUGUUAUAUCCAGCAAAGUCACCGAUCCCAUCAGCCACGAUGUCACUACAGAGACAAUCAUCCGAUUUGCCGGAGAUCGUGGCACUGGUGGGGUUCGCAUGGAGUGUGAACUUAUCGUCUACUCAUAUUUUGAGGAUGUGGUCACCAAAAGGGUGAUUUUUAAGAUGAAGCCAGUGCCCCAAGUAAAACUUGAGGGUUACGACGCCGAUUCUGACGGUGUCGUCUACAUUGAUUAUGUCAAGGGCCAAGAAUUCUCUCCCGUUACGGGGUCUGUUAUAGGCGAUUUGGAUGCCGAAGUAUUUUUGAGGAGGGAAGACGGGAACGACACGACGGUGGAAACGGUGGAUGGCAAAUUCCAACUGAACCUGACCGCACCCAUCACAUCAUUCAAUCUAUCCGCAGGUGGGGAUGGAGGACUUUCUAAUCUUGUCAUGGUUCGGUCUAGAGAAAGCACGGUUGAACUUGAGUCUCAGAUAGCUUGGCUAGGCUGGGGUUUAAUUGUGAUUGUGAUCGUAAUCAUGUUAAGUGGCCUCGUUUUAAUUUGGUAUUGUUGGAGUGAAGGAAUCACUCCGUGCAAAUUAUACCGAAAAGUGAGAUUUUACCUUUCCUAAAUCUCCUCAAGCAAUAAUUAAAUGUGAACACUUAAGUGUUCAUAUUGGGAACAACUAUGUCAGAGAUGUUAGAUCGACAAAUCACCAAAUACCUCAACUUACGUAAUGUUACUUUAAAGUUUUCCAAAAAUAAGGUCUCAUAUUCGUAUUUAUUUUUAUUUAAGGCAUUUAAAAUCGUGAGUUAAUCUAUCUUAGAAGUAAAUAGGUUGUAAAUAAAUAUAUUUGUGAAGCAAUUAGCGAUUUGAAAAAAAAAUUGCGAUUGUUAACAGGGAAAAAGAUGGGGUCGAAAACAAAUCCUAGUUCAGUUUGUGAUCAAUCAUUAUUGAAUAUUCAGUGAGUCAUUAUUUAGAAGAGUAUAAGGAUUUAGACAAUGUGGUGUAAAGUAUUGUUCUUCCCAAGAACUAUCAUUUCCUGGAGAGGAAAACAAUCGAAAAUAGAAAUAGGACUGACACAUUGUUAAAAAGAUGUAUGGAAGGAAGUAUGUAUGUAACUCUUGUCGAAGAAUUGCUGUUUAUUUUUCAGCGGAUGUACACUUUUCCAAAUGAGGAUCUGUAGUCCUUCCAAAGACUAAAAGAUAAUUAUUAAAUGUACAUAGGACGAAUUUGUUAUUUAUGAAAUCUCUCUCGAAUCUUAUUAUAUUUACUUAUCUAGAUAUGCAAAUCUGUAUUUUAGUAGACAUCUAGCAAAUUCCGAAAUCUCGCUUUUUCUUAAAUACUCGUUACUUCAAUGCAAUUGCCAGUAUUUCUAAGUAUCAGAAUUUGUUCUUGAAUGUGUCUCCCUUAGCAGUUUAAUUUAAUUAUAUUAAUUUUAUUAUGUAUAUAAGUGAGGAAUAGAGUUAUAUAAUAAUUUAUUAUUUGUGUGGAAGUGGUUGUACACUUUUUAAAAUUAUUAACUACAGUUUCUCACUAAAUAUAAUUUAUUAGGAAUUUGAUCUAACUAUGCUACAUUAUUAUUACCUCAUAAAACAUAAAAUAUUAAUGUUAUAGAAGUUCCGGUAAGAGUUAGAUAAUUGGUGGAGUUGUUAAGACUUGUAUCAAAAUGUCAAAUGAUACCACAAUAUAUAUGUUCUGACGUCGUUUCGAUUCCAGAAAAUGUGUACAAUGCACUUCGUGUAUCUGAUAUCUAGGACUAUCAAUAAGGUGUAUUUUCUUAAGAAUUAUAUAAACUUAUAUAAAUUUUCCCAUCUCUAAUUGUAUAUCUACUAUUAUUGCUGUAAAAUGAGCUUCCUCUUCAUAGGCUUUAAAUAGUCCGAACAUGUCGUAGCUAAACUUAGCGUUGUGAAAAAUAGUUUUAAAACUCUUGACACCAAAUAUUUAUGUUUUUUAUAUAAUUAUAUACAAUCAAUAAAAUGUGAUUUUCAACAUGCUCCGUCUAAACAAUGUUUUAUGAAUUGCUUUAAAUUGUGUCGUACAUUUAGCACGAUUUAAAGUAAGGAAGUAAAGUAAGUUUUAAAAAUUGUGAAAAUUCACAAGGUUCAACUUAUAUGAUAAUUUGGACAAAAUUAUUAGUUUACAAUCGAAAAUAUAUAUGUAUAUGCACUUUUAGAUCUAUAGCUUUCCUGCAUUUUAAGCAAAUAUCAAGUAUACAUAUAUUUAAAUUAUAUUUACUGAAGAGUGAUUAUCAUCACAAAUUCAUUUUUUACAUCAUUUCCUAUCACCUUCCCAAGAAUAAUGAGAUGUUUAGUUUUCGCAAAAAAUAAGUAUUUCAUAGAGUAAAUGAAAAUUUGCAAUUUUUUUCAUAUAUGUAGUACGCUUUUAUGUGCAUGUACAUAUGUAUGACUCAUGUGAUUCCUUUCCAGCAGAGAGGUGCAUGCAUGAAGAAUGAUUUCAUGUCGGGGCGUAUAUGUAUUUCUUUAUAACAAUUUCCCUUAAACCAUCUAGGUAAGUAAUUGAAAAUUGUAUUUUUAAUAGAAUGUGACAAACCAUGGGAUUUUUUUUGCGAAAUUGAAAUUAUAUUUGCAAUGUCACGCAAAAUCUGGAUUCUUCGUUCAUAAGAGUGCGAUUUCAUGCAAGUUGUUCAAACUUUCUGCAUCACAUUUUGCAGAUGUGUACGUCAGUGUUAUAGGACGGGAGUCAUGUCAAAAUUACUUAUUUCGGAUAAUAAUCUGAAAAUCGUAUUAAUUUCACUGGUUGUGAUGUUCUCAAAUUGCACACUAAAAACUGGAAUCAUUGAAUAAUUUUUUAUCCAUUAUUGUAUCAUGGUGGUUUUCUCAAAAGCAAACACGCCGGCAAGAAAAUUCUGGAAAUCAUAUUUCAACAUUUAAUUAAGAUAAGGCUGUAAAGUUGGUGUUAUUUAGUGUCUGGAGGGGAUAUCAAGGGCAAAAUAAGUUCAUCUAUUAUCGAUUAGUUGUCUCUUCACCGAUCAAGUAAGGAAAUAUAAUUGGGAAGAUUACGACAAGGAUAAAAGAACCAAAAUCCCCUUUAAGAAAAUGGGAAAUCUUGGACCGACAAUUAUCCUCAUGCUGUGUGGAAUUUUCAUUACUGUCGCCGCACAAAAAUAUUUUGCUGACAGUCAGGUCAAGACUUCCAUUGGUUUAGUGGGUGACCUCGACUAUGACCCGCUAGGACCGGGGCUCUCACAUCGAUUUCAUAUUCGGGACCGGAAAUUGAAACUACAUAAUGAGGACGAAAUACUGAAUUUUAUCUUAAAAUCGCCAGAUCCAAAAUUUCCCGUUAUCAUGGAAAUGACGAAUGAUAUGAAACAAUGUGCUCCUAUGAGGGACGGAUUUACGUGGAGUUCAUCGUAUGAUAAGACCACCGGAAUCUAUAAACAAGAACUUUGGGUUCCGGCUAAUCUGCAGAAACGCCAGGCUAUCUUUAUCUGCUCACAACGGGAUAUAUUUCAUGGACAUGGAGAUAAUGCAUUUGAAACUAUUGUCGAGCGGUGUGAAGUAGAUUUGGUCACUCCGUGUCACUUUGGGACUCAGAAUUGCGACCUGGGUGACACAAAAGCGGAAGGUUAUGUCGACGUGGUAGAACUAGAUAAGAAAAAUAUUCCGAGCCUCUUGCCUAAAAUAGAAGCGACCUGUUUCUGGGUCUGACAAGUAUGGUGUGUAGGAAAUUAUUGUGAUUAAGAGGAAAAUAUUGGAAUCAUUGAGACAGAAAAGUAGUCUAUGUAUACAUAUAUGUAGGUAUAUACAUAAUUAUUAGAUACGUAAGGCAGAAUAGGAUGGAUGAUAUUCCGAUUUUUUUAAUUGCAAUGAAAAAUAAUUCCGAAUUUCAAUUGAUGAUAGAUGUUGUUAAGAGGUUCUAUCUUUUUUUAUGAUUCCUUAAUAACUUUUACUCUUAGCAUAUAAAAUGAUAUAUAUUUGUAUGUAUACUUAUCCGGUGACCAGAUAACAAACAGUGGGUAAAUGAUAGAAAGAAACAAAAUUAUACUAUUUUGAAAUUACUAACUGAUUUGAAGACGGUGCCUUCUCUAAGUUGGCGAACAAUUUCUAGUGAUAUAUCUAAUUCAAAAGUCUGGAAACCCUUCACGAGAAAAAAUAAUAGCAUAAUAUUCGAAUAGUGAUAUACAUAAUAUGUAUGUAUUUUUUAAAGCAGCUUCUACUCCUAUAUACAAACAUAUGUAAGAAUUAUAGGAAAUGUUACCAGGUCGCUUUUAUAUCUUCAUAUUUAAAUAUAUAUUUAAUUAACAUACAUAUUUGGAAAACGGGGGAAACCUAUGCAAUGCAGUUUUUCACUUGCGGUAAGAAAAGUUUACUUUAACACCUAUUUACUGUACUUGUGCUAAUGUAAGUAUUACCAACGAAUUUCAUAAUUGAUUACAGAUUGAUUAUAUGUAAUCGGUAAACAAUCAAUUAAAUGAAUAUCAUCCACUAUAGGUUGGUAAUUUUAUUUAUAAUUUUGAAAUGACAUAAUUAUGCCUUGUUAAAGAAAGAAACUCAUCUUCUCAAACGUUAUCUAUUUAGUGAAACAGUGUAGCUUGCAUUAUGAAUUAUGUAUGUAUGUGCACAUGUAUCAAUAACUUAUUUGAAUAAGAGUCUGUUUAGGUAUUAUCCACUUAUUAGUUAUAUGUUGAGAUCUGAAGUGUUUACGAAAGAAAUAUUGUAUGCAAAUGUGAUUAUGUAGCACAUAAAUAGUAUGUCGUCGUUCUAAUUCUAAAUAGCCCUAAGUGCAGUCGAUGCUUAAUUUUAAAAAUUCCUAUCUACUUAUGGGAUAGUGGAAAUUUUUAACAUACACAAGAUCCAUCCUUCCAUUUAGAAUUACAACGACGAUGUACAGUAUUACAUACAUACAUUAUGUAUUAAAUGGUUAUGAUGAUAUACAUACAUAUCGUCGUACUAAUUCAUAAAAGACCUAUGUGCAGUCGAUGUUGAAUUAAGAAAAGACCUAAGUGCAGUCGACACUUAAUUAAGAAAAGACCUAUCUACUUAUGGGACAGUGGAAAUUUUUAACACGCACAAGAUGCAUCCUUCCCAUGUUAAAAAUUUCCACUGUCCCAUAAGUAGAUAGGUCUUUUCUUAAUUAAGUGUCGACUGCACUUAGGUCUUUUCUUAAUUCAACAUCGACUGCACAUAGGUCUUUUAUGAAUUAGUACGACGAUAUGUAACUAUUUUAUUAUGUGAAAACAUAUUGAAUACAUUCUCUCAGUGUAUUAGAAAUCUCAGUUCGUAUGAGGUUGCUAUUUGAACAAAACGUCCUAAAAUCUUCAGAAUUAUUUAAUUCCAACCGAAAUCAUUGUCAUUUACACGUGUAUGAAUUGUUAUCCCUUACCGAUAUAACAGAUUAAUUCGAAAGUCUAAAAUCUAAACUAAAUAUCAUAUAUUUAUUUCGCUUUUUGUAUCUCAAGUGCUCACAAAUAUUGAAUAUAUUCAUGCUUUACUUUAUUAAGCAGAGUAUCUAUCAGUUUUUGCAAUAAUUGUUAACCUCUGUUUAUACGUAAGAAGAAACAAUAGCAUUUCCGUUAAUAUUACCUGUUGUCUGUCAUUAAGGUUUCAAUUACAAAUGUAUGUCUCAACUUAUGCUACUUAGUUUUUAUGUAAAACGCUUUAGAACUAUUGUUUAAAUAUCAAUUGUUGUGAUUACGAUUGUAAAAUAAAUAAAUGUUAGUUAUUGAGGUAUAUAUGUGCA
Messenger RNA from Folsomia candida, 7727 nucleotides. RefSeq lists its product as uncharacterized. The transcript has 14 exons. The record is from RefSeq and is a predicted model, not a curated record. The coding region runs from base 835 to 2655 and encodes 606 amino acids. Lineage: Eukaryota; Metazoa; Arthropoda; Collembola; Entomobryomorpha; Isotomidae.